AUGUCUGAGAAAGAUCUGAUGGACUACCUGAAGAAAGAAGAAUAUUAUAAAGAAAAAAAUGACAUUGAAAUAUCUGGGCCUCUUGUGCAACCAGAAUAUCCCGAAAUUUCAAGCGUAAAAACACAAGUUAUGAUAUUGCCAUUAUCUUUGGAAGACGAGGUUCAAACGUGUGGGACAGCAAAUGUUCUGAAAGAAUUUGCCAAAAAUUUGAACAUUAAAUGCUCGAAGAAUACAGAAUAUAUUGUAUUCAAUGAGAAAAAUAAUAAAUUUGACAUUAAAGCAGCAAGAGAAAGAUAUAUUUUCUACAAAGAAAUGGAACAACAUCAAAACGACAUGAUUUCGUUGAAACAUCAAUUUGUGUCGCAUCGAUCUUUUCCUAAACAUGAUGACAAUCAUAGCGGUAGUGACGAUCUGGAGGAUAAUCUCAUCGGUGUACAAUCUGAAAAGUUGGCAUCGAGUUUCAAAACUAAAAUGAAACAGAUUUCAUCACACAUGUCAAAACUUUUGAAGAAGAUGAAGUUGCUAGUGCAAGAUAAGAAUAUUUCUGAUGCGUAUUCGGCAGUAAAACUUCAUAUUUCAGAGUGGAUAGGGCAGGUAGGUAGAUGGAUACGAGUGCAACCUCCUUCACAUGGCUGUUGAGACUGAAAACAAAAAGCUGGUAGAGGCUCUCUUACUUUCCGGAGCUCCAGUAAACUCUUUAGAAGGAUGCGGAUUAACACCCUUGAUGAUAGCAAUAAAUACCAAUAAUCUCGAUUUGGUGAAGAUAUUAAUUCAGUAAGUCACUUUACCAUGUAAAUGUAUAAUAAGGUUUUUUUAGACUGUCUAUACAGUGUCUAUACAGUUCUAAAAUAAGGAAAUGUCUUGAGAGUGUAACUCUGUGUGAAAUUAAUAGUUUGAAUCCAUGGUAACUCGUUCAAGAGGAAAAAGUUAUUAUAUAUACAGGAUGUAUAUGUACUGUAACUGCAAAACGUCAGAGUGCUAAAGAAACUAUGUAUAGAUGUGAAACUAUUAAACCUUAUUCUGCAACUACCAUUUAUAUAGAUAUGGUGCAAGGUGUGACGGAACAUUUCCUGGGAACAUACCAUCACGUCUUCAGAUUGCUGAAUCAAUAAAGGAUGAAUCAAUUUAUAAUUGCAUAAUUGAACACAUUCAAGAAAAAAAUACCAUUACUGCUUCUGUUUUUGAACUACUUGACGAACAUGUUGACACUGCUGAACAACUGUCCGAGCAUGCUAACACCUCAUCAAAUGCAGAAGAUACAACAGCAGCAAAGCGUCCGUUGAGAGAUCAUGUUAUAACUGUGGGAGAUGUUAAAACCACUAUGACUAUUAGAGGGGUAAGAAAUAGAUCUCCUGAUGAAUUUGGUUCUUUCACAGAAGCGCCGGGUGAUUUCCACACACAAGGAUAUAUUACGCAGUGCAUAGCAAGAAUAAUGGGACCUGGUGGAUUCUACUAUGUUGCAAGGCAAGUGCUAAACAGAUUGAAAGUAACACCGAAAUCGUUCGAAGACAUUUUAAUCAUGGUAACUUUCAAAGAAACUUUAAUGCCAUUGAAGAUUUUUUCUGGGGAGUUAUGGUAGCUUGUGUAAAGGAAUUUCAGUCGUCGACUUUUUUUCCACCAAGCUAUAUAAUUGAAGAUUAUAAAAAGAAAGAUCAAGAAUAUAGCAAAUUUGUGUUAAAGUGCUUCAAAGAUUGGCUGGACUAUAACAAAACGGACAGCACAUUUGAAUAUUUUUAUUUGUUUUUGACUAAGUUUGGACCUCUUCUGUACAAACUUCGCCAAGCAGUAAGAAUGGGUAAUGGAAAAGCAAGGGAGGCUUGUUGGAUAGAGUUAACACCUAUUUUUGCAGCAUUCAACAAAAAAAACUACAAAACUGAGAGUUUAGUACACAUGCUAAAUUUUACAGCACUUUGGCCCUUAGCCUACAGAGAAAUGUUCCGCCGUAACUGCAGUGUUAAUGUUAAAGGAAAACACGGACAUAACUUUGCAAUUGAUGAAUACAUGGAGACAUUUGUUGUUAAGCCUGUAAAGCUGUAUGGUCGGAAACAAACAACAAUCGAAAUGUUAGGGAAGAUUUGUAUGAACAUUGAACUCCUUGAACAUAUCAAAUCGAUAUACCAACAGAGUUUUGACACCAGUAUAGGAGGGAAAUCUUCUGUACCUGAUCCAACACCAGACUGGAUUAAAGUUGCAUGGUUUGCAAUACAUCAUAAAUGGCUGAUAAAUGCACAAAGAAAGACAGUUAAUUUAUACCCACAUGGAAAGAAAGAACUAAGCGAUCUUGCUGACAUUCCAAAAGAAUGCUUGAAUGUAGAAGAGAGAGGAUGUAACAAGAUUAAAGAGAAUUUUAGUGAAAUGAUAUAUAGACAAUUUCCUACGCAAACGUUCGUAAAUUUUACCAAGAGUACGGAUGGGUCUUCAGGAUAG
This is a messenger RNA of Paramuricea clavata, 2427 nucleotides long. NCBI's taxonomy places the organism in Eukaryota, Metazoa, Cnidaria, Anthozoa, Malacalcyonacea, Plexauridae. The record is from the annotation of a GenBank genome assembly.